Molecule: messenger RNA, 884 nt
Organism: Colletotrichum scovillei
Lineage: Eukaryota; Fungi; Ascomycota; Sordariomycetes; Glomerellales; Glomerellaceae
Exons: 2
Coding region: 130-780 (216 amino acids)
Biological process (GO): regulation of DNA-templated transcription
Molecular function (GO): zinc ion binding; sequence-specific DNA binding
Source: RefSeq, a predicted model, not a curated record
UAUUCGAUUCGUUCGGCCUCGAUUCCAGGCCUUGUCAAUUAUUUCGUCUCUUCUUUGGGCAUUACGGCCCCUCUCUGUCGGGUGCGUUCCCUCCGUGCUUGGCCGGCCCUUGGGCCACCGCUCCGAUUGAUGCCUUCCGGCCCCUCCAACCCAAGAUCCGCUUCUACCCCGAAAUCAGGGUCGUCGCCCGCUGGCGCCCAUGGCCCGACUGCUAUAAGUACCGGCAGUGAUGGCCAAGACGAACCAGGGUCUCCCAAUAGGGUCUCUUGGAAUCAUCUUCGUCAGGGCGAGAGUCAUCAGCGCAUCCGUCAUGGUGCCCAGCAAUUACUUCGCCUAACCGGCAGAUUCCCCGCCUACAAUGCUGCCAGCCCUGAAGGCGGCUAUAAUGCCUCCAGCGAUCACGCCUUACCCACCGAGGACGACUUGCGUGCCAUGUCAAGAUUAUCCCACAGCAUCGCCCGCGACAUACACGAGAUCAGAACCCUUCAAAGGGAAGAUCCCAACGCCCACAGGCGCAGGUCGGGGGCCGAGGGUAGUAGUGAACAGCAACAGCUCACCGCGGCCAGGAGCCACGCCGGGAACAGCGGCAGUCCCCCAGGACGCAGGCAUCGCCGCAAGACGAUUGAUUUCUCGUGCCACAAGUGCCACCGCGUCGAUACACCGGAAUGGCGGCCUGGUCCCGAUGGUCCCAGUACGCUAUGUAAUGUCUGCGGACUGAUUUACGCCAAACGCGAACGCAAGAAAGAGGAAUCCACGAUUCCCCUCUCUGGAUCUCGCUAACUUUCUCAUAUAUCUUUUCCUUAUAAUUUCUCUUCUUAUUCUUUUUUUUUCGCUUUAUUUUCUUUCCUCACUAUUUACACCAAGCUACGUUGACGGAUAUAUGG